This is a messenger RNA of Arctia plantaginis, 17163 nucleotides long. The record is from the annotation of a GenBank genome assembly. Lineage: Eukaryota; Metazoa; Arthropoda; Insecta; Lepidoptera; Erebidae.
AUGCCGUCUCAUGUAUUUCUAUUGUUUAGGGCGGACGCGAGCACCGCGUUCCUGCGAGCUGCUCGCGCAGGCCAGAUAGAGAAGAUUAUUAGCCUGCUGGAGCAAGGCGUUGACAUCAACGUUAGCAAUGCGAAUGGUCUCAACGCUAUCCAUCUUGCAUCCAAGGAUGGCCAUGUGGAAGUCGUCCGGGAGCUACUGGAGAGAGGAGCAGCAAUUGACGCUGCCACCAAGAAAGGCAACACUGCACUGCACAUCGCCUCCCUAGCUGGACAAGAGGCAGUCGUCAAGCUGCUAGUGCAGAAUGGAGCCCAGGUCAACAUCCAGUCCCAGAAUGGUUUCACGCCGCUGUACAUGGCUGCACAGGAAAACCACGAUGGAGUCGUAAAGUUCCUAUUGACUAAUGGAGCUAACCAGAGCUUAGCCACUGAGGAUGGUUUCACACCUUUAGCAGUUGCAAUGCAGCAAGGUCAUGAGAAGGUUGUGGCAGUGCUUCUCGAGUCCGACACACGCGGCAGAGUUCGUCUGCCAGCACUACACAUCGCUGCUAAGAAGGACGAUGUGAAAGCUGCUAAUUUGUUAUUAGAGAAUGAACAUAACCCCGAUGUGACUUCGAAGUCCGGCUUUACACCGCUUCACAUCGCAGCUCACUAUGGAAAUGAGGCCGUGGCCAGGCUGCUCCUGGCGAAGGGAGCUGAUGUUAAUUGUGCUGCUAAACACAAUAUUUGUCCAUUACAUGUCGCUGCUAAAUGGGGUAAAGAAAAUAUGGUUUCGUUACUCUGUGACAAUGGUGCCAAUGUCGAGGCUCGCACGAGGGAUGGCCUGACUCCCCUCCACUGCGCUGCGCGUUCUGGUCACGAGAGAGUUGUAGAAGCUUUGCUAGAUAGAGGCGCACCUAUCACUAGUAAGAGUAAGAACGGUCUAGCGCCCUUACAUAUGGCCGCCCAAGGAGACCACGCUGACGCAGCACGAGUUCUUCUCUCACGCCGGGCCCCGGUCGAUGACGUCACAGUGGACUAUCUCACUGCACUGCACGUGGCUGCACACUGUGGGCAUGCGAAAGUCGCAAAAUUACUACUAGACAGAAACGCUGACGCAAACGCGCGCGCUCUCAACGGCUUCACACCUCUGCACAUCGCAUGUAAGAAGAACAGGAUCAAGGUUGUUGAGCUUCUACUGAAAUAUGGUGCAAGUAUACAAGCAACAACAGAAUCAGGUCUGACUCCUCUUCACGUGGCUGCAUUCAUGGGAUGCAUGAACAUUGUCAUCUAUCUGCUGCAGCAUGAAGCCAAUCCUGAUGUACCUACCGUUAGAGGAGAAACACCUUUACAUUUAGCCGCUAGAGCUAACCAGACGGACAUAAUCCGCAUUCUUCUCCGUAACGGUGCUGCUGUGGAAGCAAAAGCUAGAGAACGUCAAACGCCUCUGCAUAUUGCAUCAAGACUUGGCAAUGUUGACAUUGCAGUACUGCUACUGCAACACGGAGCCGACGUCAGAGCAAUGACUGCUGAUCACUACAAUCCGUUACACAUAGCUGCUAAGCAGCAUAAUCAUGAUGUUGCAGCAGCAUUAAUUGAGCACAACGCUCCAUUAUCUGCGACUACCAAAAAAGGAUUUACGGCGCUGCAUCUUGCAGCAAAAUACGGCAAUUUGAGGGUGGCGAAUCUUCUAUUAGCUCACGGCGCACCACCGGACGUACCUGGCAAAAAUGGCAUGACUCCUCUUCACAUCGCAGCUCAAUACGAUCAACAGGCUGUGGCUACUACACUGCUAGAGAAAGGAGCAGAUGCCAAGGCUGUGGCCAAAAACGGGCAUACUCCUCUCCAUAUAGCUGCCCGCAAGAACCAGAUGGAGACAGCAGCCACUUUAUUGGAGUAUGGAGCUCUUACUAAUCCUGAAUCAAAAGCUGGAUUUACACCAUUGCACCUUGCUGCUCAACAGGGUCAUUCAGAAAUGUGCUGUUUACUCCUGGAACAAGGUGCCGAGGUAGACCAACAAUCUAAAAACGGUCUUGCAGCUCUCCAUUUGGCUGCUCAAGAAGAUAGCGUAGGCGUUGCUCACCUUCUUAACAAUAAUGGCUGCAAGGUGGACAUCUGCACUAAAGGCGGGUACACACCACUGCACAUCGCCAGUCACUAUGGACAAGCUAACAUGGUUCGGUAUCUGCUAGACAUCGGUGCCUCAGUUAAAGCACAGACUACACAUGGUUACACAGCACUUCACCAUGCCGCUCAACAGGGCCACAUCAACAUCGUGAACAUUCUACUGGAGCACAAGGCAGAUGCUAAUGCAGCCACUACUAAUGGUCAGACCCCACUCGAUAUAGCGUCAAAGUUGGGCUACGUAACGGUAAUGGAAACCCUCAAGAAAGUAUCAGAGCCCUCCAAAGCACCUGUGACACAGGAGAAGUACAAGGUAGUCGCCCCGGAGACCAUGUUGGAGACGUUCAUGUCAGACUCUGAAGAAGAAGGAGGUGAAGACACGAUCCUGAAUGACCAACCGUACCGCUAUUUGACAGCAGACGACAUGAAAUCCUUGGGAGAUGAUUCUCUUCCAAUUGAUGUAACCAAGGACGAGAGAACUGAAUCGGCAAUGAGUCAUAAGAAUAUUAUGGAAUUGUCUCAAGGUUCCGUCAACGGCAUGCCGUAUCAGCCGCAGCAGGAGGUGGUAGUGAAGAGCAUCAGCCGCUACAGUACUGCGCAGGCACCUGAGGGAUACUGCUACAAUGUGGACCCUACACAACCCAAGGUUGAAAAGAUUUCCAAUAUUUUAAAUUUACGUAAAUAUAUUUCAGAAUGUUUACAAAUAAUGACUGUUCCGCAUGCUAACAUGGAAUGCUACAGGAAAAAGUUACAAUGGAAAAACUUCCUCGUCUCAUUCCUCGUGGAUGCCCGAGGAGGUGCACUGCGCGGUUGCCGCGGUGGUGGCGUGAGGGUCAUAGUGCCUCCACUUUCUGCUCAACAGCCUACUAGGAUUACCUGCAGGUAUUUGAAACCAUCACGCAUCAACCACAUGCCUCCACUGAUGGAGGGCGAGGCACUGGCUGCGAGAGUUCUAGAAAUGGGACCAGUCGCUGCAAAAUUUUUGGGGCCGGUGAUACUGGAAGUCCCUCACUACGCAUCGCUGCGCGGUAAAGAGCGUGAGAUUGUUAUUCUAAGGUCAGACAAUGGCACAAGCUGGAGGGAACACAAUGCAGAUGCCACUGACGACGUCGUACAAGACAUUUUGCACGAGACACUUGAAAUCGAAGAGACAAACGAUGAUGAGAAGGGAUGGGACGCUCCGCGAGUAACUAGGAUCUUGACACACGAUUUCCCGCAAUACUUCGCUGUUAUAUCGCGUAUACGACAAGAAGUACAUGCCAUUGGGCCCGAAGGAGGCAUGGUAUCCAGCUCCGUAGUGCCACAAGUCCAAGCUGUCUUCCCACAGGGUGCUCUCACAAAGAAAAUCAAAGUUGGCCUACAGGCACAAAUAAUAGACUCUGAAUUAACUGCCAAGCUUCUUGGACGAGGAGUAGCAGUAUCACCGGUAGUGACAGUAGAACCGAGAAGACGAAAAUUUCACAAGGCUAUCACUCUCAGUAUGCCAGCUCCGAGGCCUCACACCCAAGGGAUGACAAACCAGUACAGUACAUCGUCAGCGCCAACGUUAAGACUGCUAUGCUCCAUAUCAGGUGGAACGAACCGGGCUCAUUGGGAAGAUGUUACUGACAAUACUCCUUUAACAUUUGUGAACGACUGUGUAUCAUUCACAACUACCGUCUCAGCUCGAUAUUGGUUGAUUGAUUGUCGACACGUUGAAGAUGCUACUAAAAUGGCAACGGAAUUGUAUAGGGAAGCUAUUCAUGUUCCAUUCAUGGCUCGCUUCGUGGUCUACGCUAAACGCACUGACGAGUGUCAAGCACAACUGCGAAUGUUCUGUGUCACCGAUGAUAAAGAAGACAAGGCUUUGGAGCGCGUCGAGCGCUUUAUCCAAGUCGCUAAGAGUAAAGAUGUUGAGGUACAUGAAGGUAAACCAGUUUACCUAGAAUUUGGAGGCAACUUAGUACCAAUAGCCAAAUCCGGAGAACAGUUAUCUAUACCAUUCCGCGCAUUCCGCGAGAAUCGGGUUGCGUUCCCCGUUAUGAUUAAGACGCAAGAUCUGGAGCCAAUUUGCAGGUGCCAGUUUAUGAGAGACCCGAAGGUGCCAAAGGGAGAACCAUCACCUGCACCUAUCGCUGUUCUAAAUAUCAUGGUACCAGAUGAACCAAUGGAACGAGUUUCACCAAUACCAACUGAUACUGUUCCACUGCGGACUGAAGAGCAGGAGCUAAUUUGGAGGCAGAGGCUGAGUGACCCACGAUUGGAGGAUAUCUGCAAUCUUCUAGGCAAAGAUUGGGUAGCUUUGGCCUAUGAGCUGGGAGUUAGUGUAGCCACCGUCAAUCAAAUACAGGCAAAGAGAAUUACUACUGCUGAGCAGGCGCAACUUAUGCUCAAGCUGUGGAAGACACAGUCAGGAACUAAAGCGCAAGAUAAUUCUCUGGAGCUCGCUCUGUGCCGUAUUGGUAGAGAUGACAUAAUUGCUCCUCAAUCAGAACUGACUAACGAAAGACGCAUUCAAAGAAACAUUUAUCAAGAGAGGCAAGCUUCUGAGGAAAUAGAAGCAUACAAAGCUGAAGAAGAUAAUAAACUAAAAGAUCGCAUAUAUGAUGAGGACCAGAUCCCUGAACAUCGAGAGUCAGAGCAGGAUCAGGAUGAAGCCAAGUACUCACCAGAGGAAAAGUCUUUUGUAGAAAAGAGUGAGAUUGAGAGAACGCCCACACCUAGUGAGGAUAGUGAAGAAGAUGAAGAUAUUAAGCGUAGUGUCGCUGAGAGAAAAGAGCAAAUAACUAGAAAAUUAAGUCAAAGUAAAAUUCCUGCUUCUAAACAAAAGAAGGAGAUCCGUGAAGAAAUCAUUGAAAUUAAAACUCAAAUUAAACCUGACAUUAAAAAAUUCCAAGAUAUUGAGCAACAGGUACAAAAGGAACCGAAAGUAGAAAAGACACGAUCUAAAAUACCUCAUGAAUCGGUGGAAGAAGAACAAGAGAUUGAAAUUGAAAAAGAAGAAGUAGUAGUUAUUGAAACAAUAAAAGAAGAAAUAAAACCUUUGGAACGACCCGUUGAACAAUUCAGAAAAUUUGACCCUUCUUCGCCUGCUAAACCAACUCCCAAGCAUUUGCAAAGACAUAUGAGAAAUGAGUCCAUGAGAUUUCCAUCAGGUGACUUUUCUAACGUUACUAUUACUCCAAGGAAAUCAGUUACUUCUGAAACCACUGAAGUUAAGGUAAUAGAAACUAAAGAUACCUUCACAAAAGAGGCUAUUUCUCAGAAAGAAAUAGCAACUUCAAGAGUUGAGGAGAAAUUAGAAGAUGGUGAUAAGUCGCCUGAUCUCGUAAUAGAAAACGAAAAAGAUAUUGCUGAAGCACCUUUGAAGGCCAAAAUUAGUUCAUUCGAAUCAAAAAUGUCAAAGGAAUCCUCAAUAGAAUUUCCAAAAACUACAAUGAAGUUAACAAAAGAAGCUUUAAAAAAGCAUACCUUGGAGCAAGACCAGGGUAUUGAGUACACUCAGGAGUUCGUAAGAGAACAGUCUAAACAAAUAACAGUUUUAGAAACUCAUAUAACUCAUAAAGUGGCUGUCGAAACAGAAAAACAAACAGAAACCGUUAAAUCUGUUAAAGAAACAAUCCAACACUUUGAUGCCAAGACAAAACAAGAAGAAAAAAUAAAACCUUAUCACAAAACAAUGAGAACAGACUCAACGUUAGUACAAGUAUCUUCAGAAGAAGACAGCGAGUUCUUAAAAAAAUCUACUGAUUCCGAAACAGAAACAGAAUCACAAACAACCGUUAAGGUUGAUAAAACAGAUAAAAAAUCUAAAAUCCAAAUUGAUAAACAUGUCUUUGAUAAAAAACCCGAUACGCAAGAUCUUCCCAAGGACUCUAAAGAACCAAAAUCUAAAAAAUCUGAUGAUGAUGAUAAGAAGGAUGAGCAACCUGUUACAAUUGUCGAACAAAAUUUAAAAAAACAGUUGACAGAAGAAUUACGUUCAAAGAUUAGUGAAGAGGAAAUCACAGAAGCCGUAGAAGAAAAGGAUGUUUCUCUGGCUGAUAAAAUUAUAAAAGAGAAGGUGGAAGCACAAAUCGCCGCUACAAGUGCAAAAUCUGAUAUUAGCAAACACACUAAGACUGAUUCCACGGGAUCAGAAGCGCAAGACCUCAUAGGCAAAAAGAUUUCCCAAGAGUCGCCAGUGCUGUCUGUAAUUGAUAAAGCCGAUUCCUUAGCUGAUCUACAGCAAAGCACUGAGAAAGACUUUAGUUUUGUGUCACAAACUGAAUCAAAGGUAUACUCUAGAGACUCAAAACACCGCAGUGAUUCCUUAGAUGAAGCUUCCCAAUUCUCAGAUUUAGAUGAUCAGAUUGGCACUAGUCCAGCCCAUAAACCACAUAUUGACAAAGAACCAGAGCAAACAGUUACAAAACUUACUGAGGUUAAAACUAUUACUACUACAGUAACAGACAAAAAAGAGACACAGGCUCAAACAUUAGAAUUUUUGAAAAAUGAAAGCGAACAUAGUUCGCAGGUGCUUAGUGCUGCUGUAGGGCAGAAGGAAAUAGAAAAGGUAUCACCAAAAGAAUCGCCAGUUAUCAGUGCAAAAGCACGUCAAUUUAUUGAAACAGUACCCGAAGAUGAUUCUGUACAGGAAUGCUUCUUUUCUAAAAGAAUAUAUUCUGAUUCUUUGGAAGACUCUGAGCACACAGACUCUAGAAGACAUUCAGAGGCGGAAUCUUUGAAAUCAGACCAAUCUGACAUUAAAGCAAAAGUAUCAUCGUCAGAUUUUGACGAAAGGGCAGAAUAUGAAGAAACUGCUGAUUCAGGAAGUGGUUUUGGUGAUGAGAAAUUUGAAGAAAGUGUCGGCUUCACAUCGAUGAGAAUUGAGCCCACUGUAGAAAAACAAGACUCUGAAUCAGAUAAAACUGACGCUGAGCCCAUUUUUAAGAAAAUGACACCUAAGAGACACUCAAGAACAGAGUCAGUAUCGAUCACAAAGCUAAGUGAUUUAGCUAUUGAUAUUGAACUACCUAAGAUCAAGCAGGAAUUUCAGAUGAUCGUGACUGAAGCUGAAGAAAUAGAUAGGUCAUUUGACAAGGAUGAAGCUUCUGACAAAAUUUCCUCAGAAAGCAGUAAGGAAGUGGAAAUUUCCGAUAAAAAAUCUUCAGAAGGUAUUUCAGACAAAAUCAGUUCAGAAGAUGCCGUAACAGAGAAAAAAACUUCGUCUGAAGAAGAGCAAUAUUUAGACAAGAAUAUUACGACUGUAAAUGCAAUUGCUGAAAAGGUUGAAUCCGUAGACAUUAAGCCUCAAGCUGUCAAAGAGGAUGUCUCAGAAAAGGGGGAAGUAACCAAACGGCAAUCGGUAACAUCUGCUGGAUCAGGAUCCGUUACUGAACUACGCUUAGAAGAGAAGCGUAUGUCAGAUGCACAUAGCCUCACUGAGUCCAGAGACUAUACAUUCGAAGAGUCUGAAGACGACAUUGGAACUCAAGACACUCAUGUUGAAUCAAAGGAGAAGGCUGAAGUAAAACUGGAGAGUGAUUCUAAGACAAAAACUGUAUCAGGUAAAACAGACCAGUCUAAACUUGCAAAAUUAACACAUGGCGACUCACUAGACGAUGUAGAAGGUUUCCCCGAAGACCAUGUGACUGACUACGUCCAUAAACUACCACACAUUGCCGAAAUAGCUUCAAUAGCCGACAAGGACAUGACAUGUGAUUUCUUAAGUAAAGAAAGAGAAGAACAACUGAAACGGGAAACUGUUACCGUCAUAAAGAAAUUUGAAACAGGUACUGUGCUUCCAGUGGAUGAAGAACUAAUGAGAGAUACUAAAGAACCGCAUGACAAUUUAAUGUUCGACAAAGAUAUGACAAGUGAUUUCUUAAGCAAAGAAAGAGAUGAGCAAAUACAACCUGAAAGUGUAACUGUGAAAAGAAGUACAGAUACUGUGCAAUCAGUAAAAGAAGUUAAAAUAGUGGAAGCUGCUAAAGAAACACUCGACCAUUCAAUACCAGACAAGUCCAUGAUAAACGAUUUCUUAAACAAAGAAAAAGAAGAAAAACUGAAACAAGAAACCAUCAACGAUCAAGUAAAGACUAAAGAAAUAAUGGAAGAUGCUAAAAUACUACAUGAUAGUUCAAUCCCUGACAAGGACUUGACCAAUGAUUUCUUAACCAAAGAAAGAGAAGAACAAUUAAAACGAGAAACCGUUACUAGCAAAGAUAUUAUUGUUACUGAAACUACACACCCAAUAGAAAAAAUUAAAACUGAGGUAGAAACUAAGAAAACUUACAAUGAGAAGCCUAAAGAAAUUUCAUUUACUACCAGACAAGUUGAAACUACUUACACUAUUAGUUCUAAGGAUGAACCCAAAGUUAUAACAGAUAUUAAAACAAUCAUCAAAGAUGGUUCCUCAAACAAGGUUGAAGAAUAUAUUGAAACAAAAAAGCAAGUGGUGGUGAGUGAUUCAUCCAGCAAGUUUGAUGUUUCAAAAAUAAGAACUGACACCUUAGGCCAUUUUGAUAUCGGAGAUUUAGAUGAUGUUAAAAAAUUUAUUCCAAAGGAUUUAGAUCUAACUGAAACCACGGCAAUAACAAAAGAGCAAGUAAAACCUGUAAUUGAUGAUAUUCUUCAAAAAGGUUCUGUUGCUGCUGCCGCCAGAAGCCCCAUAAUAGACAAAGACAUUAAGACAAUAACCAAAGAAAUUGUUGAAACCGAGAGGAGAUCUUAUGACGCAAAAGUACCUCAUAAAGAAGAAAGACGACAUUCAUGUAUCAGCCCGGCCAUAUCCUUAGAAAGGAUUGCUGAAUCUGAAAUUGAAGCCGAAGAAGAACCUGUAAAAUCUAGUCCUUCCCUUAUUAUUAAAACACAUAAAGUAACAGAAACGACAACAGAAAUGAAAAAAUCAGAUUCUGCUAUGAAGCAAAUGGCUGAUAACAUAGAAAUUAUUAUAAAGCAAGCUUCAGAAGAUAUUGAUGUUUCAUCGGAAGAACAUGCAAUAGACGAGAAACCAGAUGAUGUAUCUGGACAAGUAUCGGUUGAUUCUAUAAUUGAGGAAGCAAUAACAACUGUAGAAGGUUUUCUAGAAGAUAAAGAAACUCAACGUCAAGAAGUUGAAACUAAGAAAGAGGUAAUGUUUGAGGAAACGAAAACAUUUGUCAAAGAAAGGCCUGGCCUAAUAAAAUCACUAUCAAGAGAUAGUGGAGAGAUAGUUAUAAUACCCAAAAAGAAACACCCGCGAACGUUCUCUGUCCAGAGUUCCCCCGAAGAAGUAGAAGAACAAAUUUAUACCGAUUCUGAAAGCGACAUGGAUAAAGCGAAGGUAUUAGAAAUAAUCGAACCUAGUUCAGACUUAGAUGGGAAGGUUCCCACAUCUAGUUUUGACACAAGGAAGAUACGCACAGAUUCACUUGAUGAUGCUGACGAUUUUCCCGAAAAAGAGGCUGAAUUUUUUGGCGAUGACGAAAAAUAUAUUGAAGAUGCCUCGGAGUCUUACCAGCAGGGUAAGUUUGAAGAAAAAUUUGCUGGAAGUGCUACGCCUAGCACCAGUGCUCCACAAGAUUCAGAAGAAGAUGAUAGAUUCAGUAAAACAUAUGUUAAAAAAACUCAUUUUGUUGAUAGUUUACUCCGUACAGACUUAGUGUCGAAAUCAACAACAGAAUCGUCAGUUACUACCGUAGUAUCUACAUUGACAAAAUCGUCCGACGAUGAUCAAAAAUCGGUGCUAGAAGAUGGCACCUCUGCCGACUUUUCGAGAAUUAGUGGAGCGGACUUAGUCAAAGAUCCGUCUAAAACCUCAAUUGAUGCUAAGGAAGAUUCCAGAAUGGAGGAACAGAUUGAGGAUAGAGCAACACCUGAUUUAUCAAAGAAGUCUAUUGACCUAACAAAAGAUUACUCAAAAUCUUCCAUUGAUAGCAAAGAUACCUCACGAGAUUUCGCAACUAAUGAACUAUCGAAAGACUCGACUGCAGAUUUAACUAAAGACUUUUCAAAAGCGUCUGUGGAAAGUGUAAAAGAAACUUCAAGAUCUAUUGAUGAAAAAACAUUUUCAGAAGAUCAAUCCUCUCUACUGGAUGUGUCUAAAACAUUAGCAUCUGAUGUUUCUGAAGGCAUAACACUUAGCAAGGAAUUUAUAGAAGAAGAAAGGUCAAUAUCCCGAGUUGUAAGAGUUUCAACUAGCUCUUCUCAAGAAACUUCUAUUUUAACUGAAAGUAAACUACUAAGUGAUCAUGAUGAUAAAUCUUUAGAUAAAACGAAACAUUCUGAUAGAACAGAACAAGAUUUCAUUGGAGAAAUGGAAGAAAAAAUUGCACAACUGCAGUCUGAAUUCAAGAGAGAAGAAGAAAGUGGUAGAGACACAACCAUUGAUAAUGAAGAAGAUUUUAAAGUUCACACAGAAGUCGUUAUAACGGAAACAGUAAAGACCUUAGUAGGAGAUGAAGUAGUUGAAAAAAAACACUUAGUACAUAAGACUGAUAUAAGUGAUAGAGAUGGUGUAGUAGACGGAAAAAUAGAAGAGAAAGACAAAUCUUCUAAAGAACUUGAGAAAGAAGCGGAAGAUGAGGUACCUGACAUGAAAGAGUUGAAUCGAAGGUGUUCGAAUUUAUUAGAAGAUAUUUCACAAGGUGCGCUAAUUAGGAUUGAUGCCACGCAUGUGACACAUGAUCUGCAAUCGAAGUUCUCAAAAACUCCACCACCGUCUCCGGUCGAUCUUAUUCGUAAAGAAAAGGCUAAGACUGAUGAUGGUUCUGGUGACAAGGAUGCCGGGCUACAACCUAAAGGCUCCGACUCUUCGUUCCUGGAUGCUAGUCGUCAGUCACCACGAGCUUCUUCAGCCGGAGACAGUCUUAUCAGCGAAACAGAAGCUCACCAAAGUGAUGUUCUGAUAGAAGCAUCUAAGGCACUAACUGCUGAUGCCAGACCAAAAUCUCCUACAAAACACGUGGCUGAUAAUAUGACGUUUGUAAACGUCGACCAACCAACUAUUACAAGCGGUGCAAUAGAACUUGUAGAUAGAACAAUAGAAAAAAGCAUAGACGUUAUAGAUCAAAUUAAAAAAGAACAACUAGCUGUUAAAAUGGAAGAACGGCAAAAGUCUUCGUCUAGCGACACAUUUUACAGUGAGUCUAGAGUUGAAACCUCAUCUUCUUCGGUCCAUAAAACUUUUGAGGGUGGAGAAUUGAAGUUUCAAUCUAUUCAUCCAGAAUCAGUAAUGUCAGAUAUGGUAGCUAAAUUUGGGUCGAAAGAUCUAGAUUUUAGCACCAUUUUAACUCAUAAAGAAACUGAGACUAGAAAAAUAUCAGGUCAAGAAUUCUUCUUUGAAACCAAACAAGUGUCGUCAUCCGAUGAUGAUUCACUAGUAAUUAAGACUGAAACAAAACAUGAGCUAAGAGGACAAGAACAUGAAACAAAAGAAAAAACGACUAUUCGUAAAGAUGGUGACCAAACUGAAACCUCCCAAAAGAAGUUGGAAAAAGCUCAUCAAGCAACUGCAAAGCGUGCUGAUACUGAAACAAAAACUGUAAGAAGUACAGAUGAUACAGACAUUAUUAAAGUCGAACGGGAGUUUUCCGAACAAGGGCUUUAUACUGGUCGACAGACUAAGUCCGAAGAAAAAAUGACCGCAAUCAAAGAUGAAACUGUUAAAAAAAAACACGAAGUUAAAAUAUCUGAAAGAGAUUUAUCUCAUGAACAAUGGGGUAAAGAGUAUUUCACUGAACCUGGUGAAUUAGAAAAUAUAGUUGAAGAUGAUGAUAUGAAAUCUAGAGUAGCGUUUGUUGAAUCAGCGCUAAAAAUUGUAGAAAAAGACGAAAUCGUAUCUACUGUUGAACUCUCUGAAAAGGGUAAAGUAAUAAGUUCUACAAUAGAACAUCACAAAGAAGAAUCUGUAAUAGAAAGUAAAGAACAUGAUGACCUCAGUUCAGAUGCCUCUCAUGCACCUAGUUUUAAAAGUGAACCAACUGAGAGGAGGGAUUCUUCUGAAAUGAGUCCAAAAAGUAAAUCAAAGUCCUUUAAAAAAGAUGAUGAAAUCUACGAAGUUAACUUCAUUAAAGAAAUAAGGGUAACAACAUCACCUGUUAAGAGCACAUUUAGUCGCACUGGUAGUCAAGAUACCCAUUCUGAAUCUGAAGCAGCUCCGGAAUUACCUCACGAUGACAAAACUGGGGAUACACCUAAAAGAGACAAAUCUACAAAACCACCUGUAAAAUUACCACAAGAACAAAUCGAAGACCAAGUUUGGGAAGUGUCUGUUCAAAAGGCUGAUUCAUUCGAAGUUGCUGAAGAAAUACCAAAGUCAAGCAUAGCAUCAAGUACAAAUAAAAGUUCUGAUAGCGACACAGUUUUAGAAAUAAGAAAAGUUAUAGAAACAGGAACUGAAGUAACUAAAAUAUCCAAGACUGACAUGUCACCGAUCACGUUUGAGCUAUCUGAGGAAGCAAGUUCUACCUCCAGAGAUAUCAUGAUGAAAUCGGGUGAAAGCCUUGAUACAGAAUGUAUGGUAAAGUCGUUAGAAUCACAUGAAGGAGAAGUUUUGCAAAAAUCUAUUGACUCUACAGUUAGCGCUGAAACUCUUCAUCCUUCAGAUUUCUCAACAGAAGCUGAUUCGGCCUAUUUGACUGGCACGGGUACCGAUAAGAAAGAAGAAGUAAAACUCUUCAAAGAAAAAAGUCUUGAAGACAUUUGCAGUAGCGGUUACGAUACGGAUCUCUCUUCUGCAGAGUUUCAUGGUACGAAACUCGAGUCAGAGAGAGUCGAUUUGGAUUCAUUGAUAUCUGCUCAGCCACUAGCUGACUUGUCAGUUUUGGAAAAAACGAUAGAUGAAGUCAAACAGUCUCUAGAAGCAGCGCAAGGUGAAAUUAUUAGUGAAAAAAAUGACGGGAGUAUAAAAUAUAAACAAUCUCCUUCGGAAUUCCAGUUUAAAUUGUUAAUAAGCCCAGAUAGACCUGAAGUUAUUACUGAAGAACAUCAGGAUGAACAUGAUAAGACGCUGGUAUCUACUGAUAUAGAUGAAAAAAUUUUAGAUAGUCAACUGUCAGAUGGCAUAUCUCAAAAAGUCAGUUCUCAAGAUGAUACAACGACUUCUGAUGAAGAAAAGGAGACAGUUCAUAUCAAAGAAUCGAGCCCUCCUUUGGAUGUUGGGGAUUUAUCUAUUAGAUCAGACAGCGGCCCCCAUUCUAUUAUAGAAACUGACAGUGACGUUAUUUUAUAUGAUCGCGAUAAAUCAAUAUGUAGCCUUGAGGUAAAACUUAGAGAACAAAACCAUUUGAAAUCAAAAUUAGGUGUAGGAGAAAGACGAUCUGCAUCCGAAGUAGAAGGCUGGUCAAGUUCAGGAGAGAGUCACUAUCACAGCUUUGAACGUUCAGAGUCUAGGCCAUUAUCAUCUGAUGUUGAAGUAAUGAUGACCGCACAAAGUGCAACUGAAUUUGAGACUGCAUUAACAAGCCAUGAUGUUUCGUCACAAUCCUUGAGAACGUCUAAAGACUAUUAUACUGCUGGAAGUUCACUUGCAUCUCGAGAUAGUAUGAAAAGUUUAGACUCAGAUGGAUCUAGUCACGUAGCUAGCAUAGAUAUAUCUGAUGCAUCAGAGACUCUGGUACCUUCAGCAAAUGAACUAAAAGAAGAGUUAAUGGAAAGCAGCACAUACGUGGAACAAUUUGUCCAUGAAGCAGGUAAAGAUGAACCGAAAUUCAAAAGGGUCAGCGAUGAAGAAGUUUCUGGAGAUGAAGAUGAAAGCAAGAUCGACAUUGAACCUGUUGGUAAAAUGAAACGAUCUCAUGAAAUGAGAUUCCAACCUAAAGAACUGAUACCUGAAAAUUUUCCAAUAGAAAGUGCUUCAGAGAGUGCAGAGCUAGAUGAAGACUCUAUGAAAGAUAAGGAAGGAUCUGAUACCACAAUAUCAAGUCAGUUAAAAACUGAUGACGUUUUAUCAUCAUCUAUUUCAAAAUUGGAUAUGCCAUCAUCACUGUCAGAACCAGAACAAGAAGAAAUAAAUGAAUUUGCAAUUACAAAGAUAUCAUCGCAUAAGACAGAAGCUAUGCCAUUCUCUGUUACAAAAAUAGAGAAACCACAUAGGGAAUUUGUUGAUGUAGAAAGCGAAAUAAUUCCGGUAGGGUCUGCUGAAUAUGAAGAUAUAGUAAAAUAUGAAAGUAUUAGUCCUGAGGUUAGAAAACCUUCCAGAGACGCAACCGCUAUUAUCAAAGAAAGUAUUGUUGAACUAGAGAGUUCUGUUAUUCCAUCAAAGAUAACUGAGAGUUCUCACACUGACGAAGAUGAAGUACAUGAGGAAUGCAUUAAAAAAAUAGUGAAAGAAGUCGCUGUAGUUCCAUUCCCUAUAACACCAUUACCACCCAGUCAAAGAGAAUUCGUUGAUCUUGAUAAAGACAUUAUACCGGUUGGGUCAAAACAGUAUGAAGAGAUCCUGAAAUCUAAAAGUGAUUCAUCUGUCCCUAAAACUAAGGCAGAGAAGUCUGUAGUCAAAACUUCCGAGUCUACAUUAGAAAGUAAACAAAGCUCUACAUCAAGCCUUAAAACACAUGAUCAUCUAUCUACACCGCAUACUCCAUUGUCUGCGCCAAGUCAAAGCUCAAUAUCAACUGAUAACGGGAAAGAAUAUAUUUUAGAUGAUAUGUAUGAUAUAUCUGAAACGCCUGAAUUGAGGUCAGAUUUGGCUGAGACAAGCAAAUCAGAAUUAGUAAUUACAACUGAAGAAAAAUCUGUACAUGCUUAUGAAAAGGAGCAAGAAUCACCAACUAGUGAUGAGUUUGAAAUGGUAGACAAACCAAGUGAAAUGGAUGAUUUUGUAGUAAUUGAAGAAGUAGCUAAAGAAGCUCAAGAAACUGAUACUGAAGGUAAAAGUGUUCAAAUCACAGUCCAAAAGUAUGUGAAACGUCACGACGUAGAAAUCGAAGACCUGUUGUCGAAAUCAUCAAAGAAACAAGAAAGCACUAGUAGUACAUCGGGAUCAUUGUCCGAUGAAGAGCUAAUGCAGUACGAAUUAGAACAAAAAAAAUUACAAGCUCAAGAAUUAGCAGAAAUAGAAGCAGGUCGGCGAUGGAUACAAAUGCAAUUUGAGGGGGAUCCUCGAUAUGACUAUGAAAGAGUUCCAUUAGAAGAUAUUAAGGAAGAAGAAAUGACUGACUUUGAUGCCAGCAGAAUUGGCAGCUUGACCUCUCAGAAAGAAUCGAUCGGUAGUUACGGUAGUUUCCGAAAUUCUUAUGGAAGUCUGUCGGAGUCUGAAAUGGCAUCCCGUAUAAGGUUUAGAGUCAGGGGUGACAAUGAUGAUAUAUCUAUAAGCUCAUUGCAAGAGUUUGAAAAUCUAGAAAGGGCUCUAAUGGAACAGUAUCAACAAAAUUCUUCCUCAUCUCAGGAUUCUCUUAAUGGUUCUUUGCCAAGGCGAUAUAUAUUAAGUAAAAGUCAAGGAGAUGACAUUUCAAUAUCUAGUUUAAAAGAAUUCGAAGGACUUGAAUCAGCCUGUCUUGAAGCUUUGAAAGCAGAAAUACUAGCAAAACAAAAAGAAGCUCUGCUAAUGGCAGAUCCUAAAGAAGUAAGUGGAAGCUUUUUAGAGAGAGAAAAGCGAUCAUACAGUGGUAGUUCUGAAAGUAGUCCACCACAAAAAGGUGGUAGCCCAAGUCAAAAAAGUGGUAGUCCAUCACAGAAAAGCGGUAGUCCUUUACAAAAAGUAGGUAGUUAUGGAAGCCCGUCAGGAAAAAUACUAACAGAGUCCGCUAGUAUUAGAAAACUUAUUGAUCAACAAAUGGCUAUGGAACAAAGGCCACAACAACCUGUUACACCGAAAGUAAUAACUGUUAAAAAAUAUGAUGACAGAGGUGCAUUCUUUGUAGCAGAGCCUCAAAGUGAAACAUCAAUUUGUGAAGUAGAUCCAUCAGUAUUAGCAGAAUGCAGGAAAGUAUCUGCCUUUGUAUGUGCGGCAGCACCAAUUGAUGGGUCUGCUGAGUCUAUUCCAGGAGAUUGUGAAGAGAUGAUGAAAAUUCUAGAUCAGGAAGAAAAAUCCAAAGAAAGCCAUUCAGUGUCAAGGGCUCUUACUGAUGGUGGUGUAAUAGAAGUCGUACGAACUACGACCGUUAUUCAACAGAGGUUUGUUGACGGAAAAAAGGUUUCUGAGACAGUGACAAGCUCUGAUAGUGAAGGUGCAGUAGAUAUCCCAUCUAGACCUAGACAGCUUGAAGAGAGUGCCAUGUCCUACGGCUCUGAAAUGUCCUCGUCCAUCACGUCACAACCAUCAGAACUGGAUAGUUUAAUGACUGUAAUGGAAAGACACACAGAUGGGGAAGUAGUGACUGUCACACAACAAACGAUAACCAUGACGUCAGACAAGCCUGAGGACUUAGAGUUCUCUAGGGAAAACAGCAUGGUUCGUGAGCUAUCGCCCUCUUCGGGUAAGUCGGUGGCUCAUAGUGUGAUAUCGUUCUCCGGUAAACAAUUUACAGAUCCGGCUAGUGGGUCCUGGAGCGGCCAAGACGAAGAGCUCAGUUCCUCUGGAAGUUUUAGUAGGGGUGCACGAGCAGAUUUGAUGCUGGGUAGCACAGACAGCUUAGAAGCCACUAGCUCCAAUGCCACUCGCGCCACCUACAACUACGAAGUCGACACCCCUAUGACUGGUAGUCUAACUUCUGGAGGAUCAAAUACCAUGGUUUCAUCCCUGGACACCUUGGAUCCUAUUACGGCUGUCCAAAUGGAAAGCUUGGAGCAUCAGUCUACAAGCGAACAUUUUUCCCAUGAUUAUGAAGUACAGGAACCUGAUUCUGAUACCGAAAGAUUGGAAUUGGACAAUCGAGUACCUCGAGCUAAGGAACGCACAAUCAUGUUCGAUAGCACAGAUACUCUCAGUGCAGUCAGUGGUGAUGGGUCAGUAAGGGAAGCCGCAGUAGAAACGGCAGCACCAACAUUCUAUAUCGGCGAUACUCCUAUUGUUAGAGGAGAACGAAGAGACGAUGAAGAUGUUCAGCCUACACUUUCAGGCAGCUGUCCAGCUUCUCUACCACCUGCAACACAGCCAUCACCACCAAUUCCCGCUCAGAGAAGAUCUUUGACGAUGCUCGCAAAAUCACCUCCAUCCAGUUUAGACGAGUCUAAGAAGUAA